AUUCGUUGGAUAUCACAGCAACGCGCGAAGCGUAUUUGUAGGUUAACCGGCUAAAUAUAAACUAAAUACUGUGAGUAGAGUGUUUUUCAGUCACAUUAGAAAUGGCAAAGGUGAACAUACCAUCAUUCAAACUCAAAAAUGGUCGAGACAUCCCAGCGCUGGGCUAUGGCACGUGGCUUGGACUUAACGAAAAAUUUGAGUUCAUGUCAGAAGACCUCCCAAAGCUGGUGGAAGCGAUGGAAUACGCGGUAGACGUUGGCUACCGGCACAUCGACACCGCGCAUCUGUACAGAGUGGAACCGGAAGUUGGAGAGGUCGUGAGGAAGAAGAUCCAAGAGGGAGUCGUUAAGAGAGAAGAUGUCUUUGUCACCACUAAGGUGUGGAACCACAAUCAUCGCCCGGCAGAUGUGGAGACUGCGGUGAAGGAAUCUCUGGAGCGUUUGGGUUUGGACUACAUUGACUUGGUGCUCAUGCAUUGGCCCAUGUCGAUAUCGGCCGAUGGUGUAGACGAGAAGAUAGACUAUUUGGACACGUGGCGAGGGUUCGAAGCCGUGCUGAGUCAGGGCCUGGUCAAGAGCAUCGGCGUGUCCAACUUUAAUAUCGCCCAGCUGACACGGCUGCUUGCUAAUACUAAAGUUGUACCCGUGAUCAACCAGAUAGAGAUAAACCUGAACCUCGGCCAGAAAGAUCUGGUAGACUUCUGCAAGAAGAACAACAUCCUUGUCGUAGCGUACACGCCGUUCGGGAGCCUCGUCAGAAAUACCCCCAACUGCCCCGCCACCAAAUACGAUGACCCCGUUUUGACCGGCAUUGCUAAGAAACACGGAAAAUCUGUGACACAAAUUAACUUGAGAUAUCUGUUCCAACGCGGCCUCGCCAGUAUACCAAAAUCCAUAACGAAAUCCAGAGUGUUGGAAAACGCAUCGAUAUUCGAUUUCGAGUUGGACGAUGAAGACGUCUCUGCACUGCAAAAACUCGAUAACAAUUUUCGCACAGUUUUGCCAUCGUUUUGGCAGAAUUACGAAAACUAUCCUUUCGAAAAAGUCGAUGGCGAUAUACCUAAACCCCCACUUUCCUUGCAUAAAUGGUAUUGUGUUUCCCAGAGUGACGCCAUGUUGCUGCAAAUUAUAUUAACAACUUUAAUAUUUAAUUCUGUGUGUGCUGAUGAUGGCGGCAAGGCACCAAGGACUAAAUUAAACGAUGGCAACACUAUGCCUGUGAUGGGACUUGGAACCUUCUUGGGAUUCGAUGAGAAAGGUCAGAGAGAAGUUCAAGAAGGCGAAGUCGAACUGCCUGUGGCCUGGGCGCUUCAAGCUGGAUACAGAAUGCUUGACACUGCUUCCGCUUACAAUAACGAAGAGCAGGUUGGCCAAGGAGUCAGGAGGUCAGGAGUCCCGAGGGAGGAUGUGUUCCUGGUUACCAAGCUGGGUCUCCACGAACAAAGGGAUGUACUUGCAGCACUGAAGAGGUCGCUAGCUAGACUCAACAUGACCUACGUGGAUCUAUAUUUGAUACACAACCCUGUCGCUAUCAAGGAAGAUACUGACGAGUUUGACGUAAUAGAUUACGUAGACACAUGGAAAGGUAUGGAAGAAACAAAACGGCUAGGCUUAGCUAAGUCCAUCGGUAUAUCCAACUUUAACAUUAGCCAAAUGGAACGGCUAAUGGCUAACAGUGAAAUUAAACCAGCCGUCUUACAAGUUGAGGUCAACCUUAAUCUGGCACAAAACAAGAUACUGGAAUUCACCAAAGCGCACAACAUAAGUGUGAUGGCAUACACACCGUUUGGAUCGCUGUUCCUCAAGAAUACUAAUGCGCCCCCACCGAGGGUUGACAACCCCAUUCUGGUGGGACUAGGGUUUAAAUACAACAAAACUGUGCCCCAAAUUGCUCUAAGAUAUCUGGUGCAAAAAGGCGUGAUACCGAUUCCGAAGUCUAUUAAAAAGGAAAGGAUCGAGCAAAACAUCGAUAUAUUUGAUUUUGAACUGAGCGAUGAAGACUUCGAUAGACUGAGUGAGUUUAACCAGGACUACAGAACCGUGUGGCCAAGCUUCUGGCAAAAUCACCCAUAUUACCCGUUCGAGAAGAAAGACGUUCCUGAUCCGGACCUCUUCUUAACCGGGCUGCACGAAACAUAAGAACAAUUUUAAUUUACUUUUAAAGUUACUUUUUCAUUUAUAAAUCGUA
This is a messenger RNA of Pararge aegeria (speckled wood butterfly), 2187 nucleotides long. RefSeq lists its product as uncharacterized. The record is from RefSeq and is a predicted model, not a curated record. Gene Ontology annotation, cellular component: cytosol. Gene Ontology annotation, molecular function: aldose reductase (NADPH) activity. The transcript is spliced from 16 exons. Lineage: Eukaryota; Metazoa; Arthropoda; Insecta; Lepidoptera; Nymphalidae. Bases 102 to 2138 code for a protein of 678 amino acids.